This is a messenger RNA of Botrytis byssoidea, 723 nucleotides long. RefSeq lists its product as uncharacterized. The record is from RefSeq and is a predicted model, not a curated record. The transcript is spliced from 2 exons. The coding region runs from base 1 to 723 and encodes 240 amino acids. NCBI's taxonomy places the organism in Eukaryota, Fungi, Ascomycota, Leotiomycetes, Helotiales, Sclerotiniaceae.
AUGGAGGUACUUGCUGGAGUAUCGAGCGUGCUCUCGGUUCUUGAUUUUGCCAUCCAGCUUGCAGAUGGUAUCAAGAAAGCCUGUGCACUCUGGGAAUCUCUACAAGAAGCCCCUCGUGAGGUUCAAAUGACAUGCAAAGAUCUACGCGCUAUAUCAAACGUUCUUGACGAUAUACAGUUAGAGGAGAACCAGUUCAUGCAUCACUCUGACUCGAUAGUUGAGGCUCUAGAGCUUUGCUCUGAAGUUCUUGAAUCUCUCAAUCACCUAAGUCAAAAGAUUGUAUUCGCAAAUACAGAUACUAACCUGUUGAGUAAGAGAUGGCGCGCUAUGAAGGCAGUCAUAAAGAUGGACAAGCUACAAGAGUUACAGUCGAGAUUGAACGGCGUGAAACUGACCUUGGUCCUGGCUCGUCAGAACUCUUCUCAACUUCUGUCCAUGCAAACUUAUAAAUCUCAACAGCAGCUCAUGAAUAUGGUGGAUGGAAUCAAGCUCGAUCUACAGGGACUGGCCUCGAAAACCGUUGUAAUCACAUCAAGAGAUCCACCAGACAGUAAAGUACACUUCGAUGCACUAAAAGUGGAAGCUCGAGCUCUUGCACGCACUAUCAAAAAUCCUGUCAUGAGGCUCGGUUUUGAGAGAGCUAUAGAUUUAGCAUUUUCUACAUUGUCAAACUCCGCUGAGAGAAGCCUACGGAGAAAGUCUGCCGUUCUGGACAAUGUAUAG